GUUUUUUCCAGACGAGCUCUUCUUUCCCUUUUUUUCCUAUAAAAAAUAUACAGUAAUGGCCGCUGAGGAACAGCAAAGUCGAUCGAUCUAUGUCGGUAAUCUAGACUCUAGAGUAAGCGAUCAGCAGGUACAAGAUGUCUUUGCCAGUGUCGGCCCGGUGGAAUCAAUAAAAAUAAUGUCGCCUCGCAAACAUACAAACUAUCAAUACGGUCAGCAAGCGGGUUUCAACUAUGGGUUUAUUGAAUAUGCCGAUUCUGCCUCAGCUGAAAAAGCCAUAAAUGAAUUCAACGGCAAGAAAGUGUUUAAUCAUGAGCUUAAGGUCAAUUGGGCUCAAGGAUCAACUCCAGGAGGAGCAAAAGAAGACACAUCAAAUCACUUUCAUAUAUUCGUUGGUGAUCUCGCUCCUGAAAUCAAUGACGAAGCUUUGACUGCAGCAUUUGGCAACUUUGGACCAUUGACCGAUGCCCAUGUUAUGUGGGAUCAAUUAUCGGGCAAAUCUCGAGGAUUUGGCUUUGUAGUCUACAAAGAAAAGGCAGACGCCGAAAAAGCACUUGCUGGCAUGAACGGCCAAUGGUUGGGAUCUCGUGCUAUUCGUUGCAACUGGGCAAAUCAGAAAGGCCAAACUGCUACACCUGCCCCAAUACCUGGUCAGGUCUUACCGAUCGAGACCGUGAUGAGUCAGGCUCCAGCAUAUGUCACAACCGUCUAUGUUGGCAAUCUUCCCCCAAAUUUGACCCAGGAAGAAAUUGCACCUAUCUUUGGUCAGUUUGGUAUUGUUCAUGAGAUCAAAAUGCAGGCAGACCGCGGUUUCGCUUUCGUCAAACUUGACAGUCACGAAGGUGCUGCUAAUGCUAUUGUUCAGCUGCAAGGUGCCAACAUGGGAGGUCGCCCUGUGAAGCUUUCGUGGGGCAAGAAUCGCUCUCAAGAUAAUAACAAUUGGCAGCAGUACCCUAUGGCAGGUUACCAGCAAAACCAGCAGCAUAACAUGCGUCGCCACCAUCAACCAUACCGAGGGGGUCCAUAUAACAUGAACUCAUUCCCCAAGGUUGGCGGCGGUCGUGGUGCUGGUGGCAUGGAUCCUCAAAUGUUUGGCAACUGGCCCGACCAACGUCAGUGAUCGAGUAAAGUUUACAUUAUAUUGAAU
Molecule: messenger RNA, 1144 nt
Organism: Umbelopsis ramanniana AG
Lineage: Eukaryota; Fungi; Mucoromycota; Umbelopsidomycetes; Umbelopsidales; Umbelopsidaceae
Exons: 9
Coding region: 56-1117 (353 amino acids)
Molecular function (GO): RNA binding
Source: RefSeq, a predicted model, not a curated record